AUAUUAUUUAUGUAAACAAUAACCAUGUAAUUAUUGGCAAAGAUAAGCACAAAUUAUGUUAGCUUACUUGUUAACACCUUUUUACAACAUUUACCACUUUUCAAAUAUUUGAACACUACCGGUAAUUAUUUUGAUGUCUUCCUUUUAACACCUCAUUGCUACCUUGCUAACAUUUGAAUUGUGAUACCCGCCAUCUAUUGGCCAUUUCACCAAACCAUAUAUGGUAAGGUUUUAUGCUUUCGUCGACUUUCGUCGAGUGCGAUCGAGUUCGUGUCUUAACUCUUUCGUUACAAGAGCAUCACUUUUUUUUCAACAGCACCAAAAAGUAGGCAACACAAUAUGCCAUUUGUCAAAGUGCAGGAGAAAAAGAAAAGUUUCGGCCAAAUUGGGUGACGACAGUGAAUCUGCCCCAAAGACAUGAAAAAAACCGAAAAUGCAUAUGUUUACGGUCUACUAAGUCGAAAGCAAAGACAGAGAAGAAUGGCAAAUGCCAACGGCAGUCACGCACGAGCUCAAUAGCUUAGAACGAGGUAAAAAGUGGGAAUAUAAUUGCAAACGAAACUGCAUUUCGGGGGCUUUCGCAGCGAAAUCACGAAAGCGCAGCUCCACUGGCCAACAGCAUCUGGCUAAUUGCCGUGAUAUUUAGACUAAGACAAAGCGUGUGUUUUUGUGUUUUUCAAUUUCAGGCAGCCGGCCGACAUGCGAUUUAGCCGCCACAGGUAUAAAAUGCAUAAGAUCCACCGGCCAGCACUCAGUUGAGCACCCAAACAGCAGCGCCCGGCGUCUUCACUCCAGUUUAUGCCUCACCCCAAGGAUCGGCCAAGGAUCCUCUUCUCGUCCAGCAUCGAAUAGCAAUAUCCAGCCCAGUCAUGAUCAAGUACGUGUGGCAUGUGGCGGCCCUGAUGAUCGUCUUCUGUUGGCUCUCGAGUGCCCGCAGUGCCAGCUACCAGCAUCAGAGCCUAAACAGCCUGAGUUCGGGUCCAAAGCCGCAGACUAGCAACCCCGGAAUGGGUUCCACGGGCUUCUGGAAGGACAUGUCUAUGAUUUAUCGCAUCUACCAGCAGUGCACUGGUGACAACAUGUCCGUUUGCCUCAAGGUCAAGCUGCUAACCGGUUUGGAAAAGGCCUUCCGUUCGGCCAAGACUUUGCCGCUGUUGGAGGGCAUUCAGUUCGUCAGUUCCGGUGACGUGAGUGAGGAGCCGAAAAGAGCUCCCAUCAGCGAGCAAGACAUCGAAGCCGUCUUGCCGAGGAGCGUGGACGCCAAGGAGCAGGUGCUGAACAACAUGAUCCUGAAGCGGGUGGGCAACUUCCUACAGGAUCACACUCUGCAGGUGAAAUUUGACUCCGAGGCAAAUUCGGUAGAGGGUCGCAAGAAGAAGGAGAAGAAGGGCAGCGGCGCCAUGAUCAUGAUCCCCCUGCUGCUGGGCGGCACCAUUGUGCCCCUGGCCUACGGAGCUCUGGCCAUGUUGGCCGGAAAGGCGCUGAUUGUGUCCAAGCUGGCCCUGGUCCUGGCCUCGAUCAUCGGCAUCAAGAAGCUGCUGAGUGGAGGCGGCGGCGGAAAGGAGUCCUCCCACGAGGUGGUCGUCUCCUCGGGCGGCCAUUCCGGCUGGGGUCGGGAACUGGACACCGCCUACAGUGGCUGGAAGCCGGCGCCCAAGGAGUCGGCGGGCAGCGCCAAGAGCCUGUGAGCUCGCAUUUGCAUUUGGGAAACGGAGGAGCUGGAGAGGAUGGGAGAUUCGAGAAAUACAUGUGGAGAGUGAACCAAAGAAUCGAGCGCCGCACGAACUGUCUGACUAAUGUCUAGUUUAAUUCGCCUAAUCGAUCAUUAAUUUAACGAACUAAAUGUGUGUGUUAGGUUUAAGUAAGCGUUAAUUAAAUAUAGUAAAUUCUGCUACCCGAAAAUCACAACAAGAGAAUUUGUUUAAUGUGUCAUGGCCGCUCCCUGAACAUGAA
Molecule: messenger RNA, 1953 nt
Organism: Drosophila rhopaloa
Lineage: Eukaryota; Metazoa; Arthropoda; Insecta; Diptera; Drosophilidae
Gene: Osi8
Exons: 2
Coding region: 870-1688 (272 amino acids)
Source: RefSeq, a predicted model, not a curated record